CAGCUGAUGCUAUAGCAAAACAUCGAUAACAUUAGAUUGCACGUGUUGAAUUAUUUAGUUUUGUUUGGCAUUAUUUACAUUUUCAAUUCCAGCUGCGUGUAACUCAAAAAUCUUUAAAACCCGAUAGAAAAUGGCACGAAGACCAGAGCAUUCUGCACCACCAGAGAUUUUCUACAACGAUGAUGAAGCCAAGAAAUAUUCUACAAACACACGCAUAAUAGAAAUCCAGGUAGAAAUGGCAGAGCGUGCCCUGGAACUGUUGGCACUCCCCGAUGAUGAUGAAUCGCGUCUCAUUUUGGACAUUGGCUGUGGCUCCGGACUCUCGGGCAGCGUUCUAGAGGACAGUGAUCACAUGUGGAUUGGAAUUGACAUAGCCAAGUCGAUGCUGGACAUUGCAGUGGAACGCGAAGUGGCCGGCGAUGUCAUUUUGGGUGACAUGGGCGAAGGCAUGCCAUUUAAGCCCGGCACUUUUGAUGGUGCUAUUUCCAUUUCAGCCUUGCAAUGGUUGUGCAAUGCCGACAAAUCCUAUCACAAUCCACACAAGCGCCUGCUAAAAUUCUUUAGCACGUUGUUCUCCUGCUUAACGCGCACUGCACGCGCUGUCUUCCAGUUCUAUCCAGAGAAUUCAGAUCAGAUUGAAAUGGUCACAUCCCAAGCCAUGAAAGCUGGUUUCUAUGGUGGCCUGGUGGUCGAUUAUCCCAACUCAGCGAAGGCCAAGAAAUACUAUUUGGUGUUAAUGACUGGUGGAGCGGCAGAAUUGCCACAAGGCUUGGGUAAGAGUUCCUUGCAAUUAAAUCGAAAUUUAAUCUUACAAGUGCAUUUUACAGGCUCACCGGAAGAAGAACGUCGCAUAAACUACAUAAAGAAGCGUGAUGCUUGCCGCGAUGCGCGUGGCAAAGCGCCAAAAAAGUCGCGUGAUUGGAUUUUGGCCAAGAAAGAGCGGCGUCGUCGUCAAGGUCUCGAGACGCGCCCAGACACCAAAUAUACGGCGAGAAAACGUAGCGGACGCUUUUGAGAAUUUCUGAAUAUAACUGAAAACCUAAAUAAUUUACACAUGAUUUAUUUAUUUAAACAAUUAAUCAUACAAUUAUGAAC
Messenger RNA from Drosophila sulfurigaster albostrigata, 1095 nucleotides. Its product is annotated as probable 18S rRNA (guanine-N(7))-methyltransferase. Lineage: Eukaryota; Metazoa; Arthropoda; Insecta; Diptera; Drosophilidae. The transcript is spliced from 3 exons. Gene Ontology annotation, molecular function: rRNA (guanine) methyltransferase activity. The coding region runs from base 131 to 1015 and encodes 294 amino acids. The record is from RefSeq and is a predicted model, not a curated record. Gene Ontology annotation, biological process: rRNA (guanine-N7)-methylation. Gene Ontology annotation, cellular component: nucleolus.